This is a messenger RNA of Drosophila kikkawai, 429 nucleotides long. RefSeq lists its product as uncharacterized. Lineage: Eukaryota; Metazoa; Arthropoda; Insecta; Diptera; Drosophilidae. The record is from RefSeq and is a predicted model, not a curated record.
CAAUCAUCAACAGUCACUCGACCAGCUCACAAGUGUCACUACAACCUCAAGUUUCCAUUUGAAAUUCUUACAAAACUCAAAAAAUCGUCAAGAUGUUCCGUUUCAUCGCUGUCUUCCUCGCCCUGGUGGCCAUGACUUUCGCUGCUCCCAGCUACAUUGAGCCCCACUACAGCGUGGUUCCAGUGGCCUCCGUGGUGCCCGUAGUAAAGCAUGUUCCGGUGGUGCACCAGGUGCCCGUAGUGAAGCAUGUUCCGGUGGUCAGCCAAGUUUCAGUCGUGAAGCAUGUGCCCGUGGUCCACAAUGUCCCAGUGCUGAAGUCCUACGCUGUGCCCAGCUAUGGUCACCACGUCUAUCACGGUUAGAUGGAAUUUACCGAAGAUGUAUUUGGAACUGAAUAAAUGACAAACUAAAUAUUAAAAUAAAAGCCUA